Pseudocercospora fijiensis CIRAD86 is the source of this 2001-nucleotide messenger RNA. RefSeq lists its product as uncharacterized. Bases 1 to 2001 code for a protein of 666 amino acids. The transcript is spliced from 5 exons. The record is from RefSeq and is a predicted model, not a curated record. Lineage: Eukaryota; Fungi; Ascomycota; Dothideomycetes; Mycosphaerellales; Mycosphaerellaceae. Gene Ontology annotation, molecular function: long-chain fatty acid transmembrane transporter activity; long-chain fatty acid-CoA ligase activity.
AUGGCAUUGAAUGCAACGACUGGCAUUGCCAUUGCUGGCGCGACUGCGGCCGCAGCUUACAUCGAUGCCAAAUUCCACAUCGCGAAAGACGUUGCUACACUUCGAGAACAGCGAGAGGUCCGCAAGACAGCCGAACGGCGAGCCAAGCAAAACAAGAGGUCGGCAUGGUAUACAUUUGAAGAACAGGCACGUUUGAGAAAGGAUGGGCCUUGCAUAUGGUACCGAACAGAGCCUGGGCAUCAACCAACGAUUCAUAGCUGGACAGACGUGCUCUCAAAUGCUACGCAACUCGGCCGAUUCUUGCUUGAGAAUGGUGUCAGACCUGGCGAGUUAGUGGGCAGUUACUUGAUGAACUCGCCCGAUUUUGUAGUCAGCAUGCUCGGCAGCUGGGCCAUAGGCUCUGGCCUGGCUAUGAUGAAUUACAACUUGGGCGGCGAUGGCUUGCUUCACUGCCUGAAAGUAGCCAACGGCAAGGUACUGUUGGUCGAAGAUGAUGACGGCUGUCGUGAUCGCAUAGAACCUAUCAGGCAGCAGAUCGAAGCACUGAACAUACGCGUAAUCGUUCUGGAUGCUGCUACGAAGAGCAAGAUCCUGAGCAAGGAUACAACUCAACUGGGCCACGAGUACAGGCAGGAGGUCACCCCUGGUCAUCCACUCUUCAUCUUCUUCACGAGCGGGACUACAGGUCUUCCAAAAGCGUGUGCGUUCCCAACUGUCGCACAUCACGGUCUGACCUCUCCACGACUGCGAUCAACGGGGCUCCGUCCGGGAGACGUGUGGUAUGACUGCAUGCCCUUCUACCAUGGCACUGGCUGCACGGUUGCAAUGGGCUGCAUGAUGAGCGGCGUGACUUUGGCCAUCGGGCGGAAGUUCAGCGUGCGCAAUUUUUGGAAGGACGUACACGAUUCCGAAGCCAAUGCUUUUGUGUAUGUUGGCGAAACAGCUCGCUACCUGCUAGCUGCACCUCCGUCACCGCUUGACAAGGAUCAUAAGCUGAAAGCGAUGUAUGGCAACGGUAUGAGGCCCGACAUCUGGCUGAGAUUUCAGGAGCGUUUUAACAUUCCUGUGGUCAAUGAGUUCUUCAAUUCUACAGAAGGCAUGUUAUCUCUGCUGAAUGUUUGUCGAGGGCAAUUCCACGCUGCGCAUGUUGGUCAUCAUGGAGCGAUACAGAGGUGGCUUCUACGCAAUAAGAUAAUUCCGGUCCAAAUUGACUACGAGCGAGGCGACACAAUCUGGCGAGAUCCAAAGACCGGCUUUGCUCGGCGGACGCCGUACGAGGAAGGCGGCGAAAUCAUCAUUGCCUGCCAGACUGAGAAGGACUUUGUUGGAUAUUGGAACAAUCCAGAUGCAACCCAAAAACGCUUUGAGCGUGAUGUGUUUAAGAAAGGCGAUCUGUACUACCGGACGGGAGACGCCCUGCGUCGUGAUGCGGACGGGCGUUGGUAUUUCAUGGAUCGAUUGGGCGACACGUAUAGAUGGAAGUCCGAGAAUGUUUCGACUGCGGAAGUAGCUGAGGUGCUUGGCCGAUUCCCGGGCAUUGUCGAGGCAAACGUCUACGGAGUCGAAGUUCCUGGACACGAUGGCAGGGCAGGCUGUGCUGCAGUGUUCAUUCUACCUCAAGACCGGGCUACCUUUGACUUCGCAGGACUAUUAGCACAUGCGAGGAAAGGCCUGCCUGGGUACGCAGUGCCGAUCUUCCUCCGCUUGAUCCAGAGUCCAACGCCCAUGCACAAUAAUAAACAGAACAAGGUUCCGUUGAGGAAGGAAGGCAUAGAUCUGGACAAGAUCGCUACGGGCUUUCGCGGAUGGGGCAGAGCACUGAGGCCAAGAAAUAUCCUUUUCAAGAAGAAGAAAAAGAAUCCUGUGAGCCUUGACCUGACUCCACGCAACGAGACGCGGAAGCAAUGUGCAUACUGCUUCAUGCUGGUGGGCCUGGAACUCCACUUCAGACAUGCAGCAAUGCCAAAAAAGUCAUUCCAUCGACAUGUGAAGAUGCAGUAG